Coregonus sp. 'balchen' is the source of this 17522-nucleotide messenger RNA. Lineage: Eukaryota; Metazoa; Chordata; Actinopteri; Salmoniformes; Salmonidae. The record is from the annotation of a GenBank genome assembly.
AUGAGCCGCCGCAAAGCAACAGGUAAUAAUCGAGCUUAAGAAUUUGUUACACAUUUACAAAGUUAUAAUGUUGCUAUCUACUGUAACGUGUGGCGGUGGCGUUUGUGAUACAAUGAAAGGUGUAAAGUAUGUCUGCAAAUAAGCUCUGUUCUGAAUGAUGUAUUGUAGUGACAAUAGUGUUGCUACAUUUUGGCUGCAGACUGCAGAGUUGGGUUGGGAGGGGGUCUAGGAAUGCGCCGGGCGCUCAGGUUUCUACAUUAGUGGGAAAAGGCCAAUGAAAUUGUUCUCAAGCAUGUUUCUAAUGUAAAUAUUCGUUUCCCACAAAUCCUUUCAGAAUUCCAAGGGUCCUCCCCCUCCACGCCGUUGCCUCCAGAUCAUGUGUUGAACUCCGGAGCAGUGGUUUCCCCUGGUAGGCUAUAAUAGACGUGCACUCAAUUUAUCAUGGCUACAAGGUGCAAAAUGUAACAUUCAAACGGACAAAACAACAAUAACAACACGAUGUUAAUUAUACAAACUGUAACAAUGCGACCAUUAAAUGAUUAUCUCAACAACAGGUGCCUUUGAUCAGCAUGGAUAUCCUCUGGUUAUGUUCCCUAUGGAUGCUCAUGGCAACCUUUCAGAUCUAACCAAAGCAGAAGUGGUUGACUUCAUACACUACUUUCUCUGUUUGCACAAGUUUGUACCAAGGGUACAAUUUAAUGUGUGUGUUUUUAGAUGUAAUUUUAAGAUUGUAGUCAUGUUAAGCCUUUCUAAUACCACGUUUUUAUAGUAAGAAACAGGAGGAGAGCUUGGUUUCAGUUGUGGCUGAUUUGAGACAAGCCACUCUUACUACAACUAGGUUCAUCGCUGAAACUCUUCUCCUUGAGGUAUCUUUUUAAUCAUUUUGCAACGAGGGGGGAAUAAAUUGCCAUAUGAAGCAAUUCUUUAGGCAGAAUGUCUCGUUUUGUACGACUCAUAAAGAUUAUACUGGAUGACACAUUUUAUGUUCUAGAUGCAUUGUAAGGUAUUGCUUUAUUAUACAGUAACAAACAUCAUAGUUGUUUCAUAAUGUUUUUUAUUUAUUUAUUUUUAUUUAACCUUUAUUUAACCAGGUAAGCCAGUUGAGAACAAGUUCUCAUUUACAACUGCGACCUGGCCAAGAUAAAGCAAAGCAGUGCGAUAAAAACAACACAGAGUUACAUAUGGGGUAAAAAAACAUAAAGUCAAAAAAUACAACAGAAAAUAUAUAUACAAUGUGUGCAAAUGUAGCAAGUUAUGGAGGUAAGGCAAUAAAUAGGCUAUAGUGCAAAAUAAUUACAAUUAGUAUUAACACUGGAAUGCUAGAUGUGCAAGAGAUUAUGUGCAAAUAGAGAUACUGGGUUGCAAAAGAGCAAAAUAAAUAACAAUAUAGGGAUGAGGUAGUUGGGUGGGCUAAUUUCAGAUGGGCUGUGUACAGGUGCAGUGAUCGGUAAGGUGCUCUGACAAAUGAUGCUUAAAGUUAGUGAGGGAGAUAAGAGUCUCCAGCUUCAGAGAUUUUUGCAAUUCGUUCCAGUCAUUGGCAGCAGAGAACUGGAAGGAAUGGCGGCCAAAGGAGGUGUUGGCUUUGGGAAUGACCAGUGAGAUAUACCUGCUGGAGCGCAGACUACGGGUGGGUGCUGCUAUGGUGACCAAUGAGCUAAGAUAAGACGGGGAUUUGCCUAGCAGUGAUUUAUAGAUGGCCUGGAGCCAGUGGGUUUGACGACGAACAUGUAGUGAGGACCAGCCAACAAGAGCGUACAGGUCACAGUGGUGGGUAGUGUAUGGGGCUUUGGAGACAAAACGGAUGGCACUGUGAUAGACUACAUCCAAUUUGCUGAGUAGAGUGUUGGAGGCUAUUUUGUAAAUGUUAAUUAGUAGGCCUUCACCUUAGUCCACUUUUACAUAAUUAUAUAUAUUUUUUAAAUGAUUUUGAGUCAAAGUUUUGUGUCCAGUUCAACUACAAAGAUUUUCAGCAACAAGAUGCCCCACCUAUGAUUGGCCUUUCUGUCACGCCUAUGUCAUUAUGUAACUCAAUUACAUUUUGCCAAUUUAAAGUGAUUUUGUCUGAGGUUGAUCUUCAGGUCACAAUGCAGUUUGUGAUUGUUCAUAGUGGAAUUGUUCUUGGGGCUAAAAUACUGAAGCUGUGGUGGGGGUGGACUGAAUGAAUCACAUGCAUGUUGGAUCAUAUGCCUUCAGUUAUUAAAAAAUGGAGGCUUUCUAGUGGAAUUGCAUUAUCUGAGCUAAAUGGGUUGUUUGGAAAUCAGCAAUACACCGUUCACUGUGGCUUUAUUUGUCUGAUUACUUGUAGUAGAACAACCUUAUCAUUUUAGUAAUCAAAUUGCAGACUCAAUGUCUACGAACAUACUAAUGAGUACAUUAGUAUGUUCGUAGACAUAGACAUGUUCGUAGGUUUAGUCAUUUUUGAAAAGGGUGCAGUGAAUCUUCAGGUCAGUUUGUCAUCCUCAUUUAUCAUGGCCACAGACAAGUGGUGCUCAUUACAAUUACACAUCUGGGGAGGGUUUUGAUGUGCCCCAUCUGUACUGUUAGAAAGAGUUUGAUUUUGACUUGUUGUCAUUAUCUUGUUGUCAUUAAUUAAUGUUGAUGAAAAUGUAACAUGCAUUUCUCACCUGAUCUGGGCGGCAGGUAGCUUAGUGGUUAAGAGCAUUGUGCCAGUAACCGAAAGGUCGCUGGUUCUAAUCCCCGAGCCGACUAGGUGAAAAAUCUGCCGAUGUGCCCUUGAGCAAGGCACUUAACCCUUAUUACUCCUGUAAGACGCUCUGGAUAAGAGCGUCUGCUAAAUGACUAAUUAUUAUUAUCUAGCUGCAUAGGAGGACACUGUAUACAUGAUUAAACCGAAAAAUAAAAUAAAGAUGUUCUGAAACUAUUGUUGAAACAGCUGGUACCAUCAAAGUCUUAUGUUGCUCCCUUCAAGGUAAGAUGGUUUCACUGACUAUGAUUUCACCUUUCAUAUGUAGCAUGAAGCUAGUAUGUGUGUGGGGCUAAUCAUCCUUUUAAAACCAACAGAGUUUUGCUGAGAGAAGUCUUCGAACUUUCCAACUACAUUGAUAGAAGCCAGUUGACUGCGUCUCUAGGAGGCUACCUGGUUUACUGUCAUCUGAGUUGUGUGACAUUUAUCAGGGUAUGUCUUUUACAAUAAUUUACAUGGAAUGUAUUGUCAUGUUAAUUGUAUUGUCAUUUCAACCGGUGUUAUUUUACUUAUUGGUCAAGUGAAAUGUUAUGCCAGUUGUAAAAUGCUUAUUGUGGCCAUUAAUUUUCCUAUAAUGUCACCAUAAUUCAUUUUCUCAUGCCAGUUCUUGCAAAGAAUUCCAUGGAUUACUAUUGUCACUACUCGUUCUCUAAAAUGAAGUAACCUGGACUUUUCUCAUAAAUGUUAUGCAAUACAAGACUACUCUUGUCAAGAGUGUAAUGUUUGGUCUUAAAAGGGCGGUCUUGUUUACCGCAGCAAGCUUUGGUUGGUAGAUUAUCUGGAGGUUUUAUGAUCAGUCAUAACUCUACUAAUAGCAGCAUUGUCCUCGUCUCCUCAUCAGUGGGCGAUGGACGACCUCACUGGGGGCUCCUAUCCUCUGUUAUUGAUUUUCUGCCUACCUUGAGGAUGAAAUGACUAGAGGGAGACAGAGAGAACUCUGCUUUCAAUCCAAGCUAUAUUCCUCCCAAGUGAACAACGAUCAUGGGAUGUUCCACCUCCAAGCACGAGAGAAUUUCGACACCCACAUCUCAGAUUGUGCUGAAAUUGUUUCUGUUGUUGGAAACCGAUAAGAGUAGCAUUUCUGAAACAUUAUUUUGUUGAAAUAUCAUUUGAUCUUUGAGAAAUUAAGCUAAUUGAUUGCACCCAUUAUUCUUCCUAACAAUGACUAAGACCUGAGGAAUCUAAUAAAAUGACCAAAAGCCACCCAUGGACCCCCGCCCCCCCCCCGGUAUCAGUUCUGUCUGACAAGUAGUAUGGCGCUGCGGCUUGGAGUAGUGCUUCUUCAUCCUUUGUAAUGUAUUCCCUGUGAAUCUGGUGACGUUUUUCCCCCCAGGAUCAGAGAAAUUUGCCAUUUUUAAGUUGCUUGCAUUACUUACCAUAAAUUAGUAUGAAGGUACUAGGUUUUGCCCACUAUAUGCCACUGUUCCUCCUACUGCCACACCCUUUAAUCAAAUUUGAUGGUCUCUUGUGUUUGAUUAAAUGGAUCACAACAUUUUCUUUGCAUCUUUGGGUAGAAAACUCACUAGCUUUUGCUCUUGAUAAAAUAAAUUGUGUGGUCAUCCUCACAAUUCAAGUCCUCCAUGAAAGCAUUAACGGCAAUGUAACGCGUUAACAUUGACAGCCCUAAUAUUUAUUGAAUACACUAUUUAUAGAAAAGUAUGUGGAUUCGGUUAUUCUAGCAUCACCCAUUGCUGACCGGUGAAUAAAAUCAAGGACGCAGCCAUGCAAUCUCCAUAGCCCAACAUUAGCUGUAGAAUGGCCUUACUGAAGAGCUCAGUGACUCAUCGUGGCACCGUCAUAGGAUGCCACCUUUCCAAAAAGUCAGUGUCAAAGCUCACAGAACGGGACCGGCGAGUGCUCUAGCGCGUAAAUAUCAUUUGUCCUCAGUUGCAACACUCACUACUGAGUUCCAAACUGCCUCUGGAAGCAACGUCAGCACAAUAACUGUUUGUCAGGAGCUUCAUUAAAUGGGUUUCCAUGGCCUAAGAUCACCAUGCGCAAUGCCAAGCGUCUGCUGGAGUGGUGUAAAGCUCGCUGCCAUUUAACUCUGGAGCAGUGAAAACACGUUCUCUGGAGUGAUGAAUCACGCUUCACCAUCUGGCAGUCAGACGGACGAGUCUGGGUUUGGUGGAUGCCAGGAGAACGCUACCUGCCCCAACGCAUAGUGCCAACUGUAACGUUUUUGGUGGAGGAGGAAUAAUGUUCUGGGGCUGUUUUCGUGGUUUGGCUAGGCCCCUUAGUUCCAGUGAAGGGAAACUGUAACGCUACAGCAUACAAUGGCAUUCUAGACGAUUCUGUGCUUCCAACUUUGCGGCAACAGUUUAGGGAAGGCCCUUUCUGUUUCAGCAUGACAAUGCCCCCGUGCACAAAGCGAGGUCCAUACAGAAAUUAUUUGUCGAGAUUGGUGUGGAAUAACUUAUUAUCUGUUUUUAACUACAGAAACUAUUUCAGAACAAUCUGUGAUGGUGGGUGUCAUUGCUUGCCGAAAUGACAUGGAAAGAUUCCCAUGGUAGAUUCAGUUAAUCGAUCUGGAGAGAGGAUUGUGCAGUCAGUGGCCUUUUCUUAUUUGGGCAAAAGUCCGUCCUCCACCCUCUGUCCUCUCUCCUCUGUGACCUGGAAACCAAUAAGUGGUCGAGGAGAUGUCAAUUCGUAAGUAGGCGAACGGUAGAGUGUCCUCCCCUCCUCGAUAGCCACCUUUCAUCGAGGAUAGUCAUGUGUAUCCUAUCUGAGUCCUUCGUGGAAGAGUUUUGAAAUCUGCCACACCCCCUUUCAAUCUGCUUUUGUUUUGUCUGAGGAGAAAAGCAUGUACACUUUUAAAACAAUAAGUAGCUAAUUGUUUUUAUCUAUAAAAUGUAUUGCACAACUAACUUCAUUUAUGACUUUACACUUAUUUUGGGAUCCAUCCCCUGUAAACAGCAUUUGUCUGACGCGCGAGUGAAUGAGUCUCAUUUCAUACAAGUGCAUUUUCGUCCACGUUUCCUCUCCUCGAUUUACCUUUUUCAAAAGGAGACCAGACAGGAGUUGAGCAAGUCAAUUGAGAAAAGGCCAGUGAUUCCACUGUCAUCCGUGGGGAGAUCUUUCAUUCGUGAUUCCAUUCAUGCGUUUCAGUGAUGCAUCCCCCGAGCCAUUGUUUGUCACCUUGGUGACGCUUGUACAAUUACAGACUGCAAUCAGCUGACCUCAUUACCAAGUGAAAGGCGGCCCCUUCUCUCACCAUUUGAUCAUAUUCACUCAUGUUUGACUGGGCAUUCAUCCAUGUUGACAGGAUUCAUUAGUACUGUGAGGGCAGUCUGUUUUGGGACGCUAUAAUGAAUGUUUUCGCAUACCAUACUGCGCUGUAACAGUAACUAAAAUUCACAUUCUAGGCAAAACAAUCUCCCGUAAGUUAUCAAACUUAAUUGGUUUGAUAUGGUUGUAUAUUUGGGUUGUAUUCGCGUAAUUGGUUUGUGGUUGUACAACUUCUACAAGCAUAUGCAUAAUGCUUUUCUGAUGCGACAGGACUGACUUUACCUACUUUGUAAUCACCCUCUGAUUUUCCCUCUAACAUCUCUUCUUGGACUUGUUUAUGCAGGAGAUUGAUGCCUUUGUCCAGGAGUUUCUCUCCGUGGUCCAGAGGCUCCCAUCCUGUAUUUCCACACUGCAGAUUCUCUCCAGACAGCCUGUGCCCUCUGCCUUCACCGAACGGAAUUACUUCUGUUACAGCAACGAAGCCAAGUUCCAACUGCUGCGGAGGUAAGAGUCUCUCUUUCAGUUGGACAUAACAAAGGCCUACUUUGGUUAGUACAGGUAAGCUGAGUUGAUCUGCACCUAUAGCUACUGCUCACUUCCUACUGUAACAGUGCUUUUAAGGUCUUAAGUGCGUCGAGGCAUGUCGAUACUGAUCGGAUUGAAAGAAAUGAUCAGUAUUCUCCCUUUCCAAUCUUACCUUAACAUCAAAUUAUUCCACAAUACUGACGGAUCAGCUCCUAGAGAUAUUAUCACCUACAGUGCAUUCGGGAAGUAUUCAGAACCCUUGACUUUUUCCACAUUUUGUUACGUUACAGCCUUAUUCUAAAAUUGAUUAAAUCAUUUUUUUUCAAUCUACACUAACACAUGACAAAGCAAAAACAGGUUUUUAGACAUUUUUGCAAAUGUAUUAAAAAUAAAAAACGAAUACAUUUACUUAAGUAUUCAGACCCUUUACUCAGUACUUUGUUGAAGCACCUUUGGCAGCGAUUACAGCCUCAAGUCUUCUUGGGUAUGACGCUACAAGCUUGGCACACCUGUAUUUGGGGAGUUUCUCCCAUGCUUAUCUGCAGAUUCUCUCAAGCUCUGUCAGGUUGGAUGGGGAGCGUCGCUGCACAGCUAUUUUCAGGUCUCUCCAGAGAUAUUAGAUCGGGUUCAAGUCCGGGCUCUAGCUGGGCCACUCCAGGACAUUCAGAGACUUGUCCUGAAGCCACUCCUGCGUUGUCUUGGCUGUGUGCUUAGGGUCGUUGUCCUGUUGGAAGGUGAACCUUCGCCCCAGUCUGAGGUCAUCAAGGAUCUCUCUAUACUUUGCUUCUUUUAUCUUUGCCUCGAUCCUGACUAGUCUCCCAGUCCCUGCCGCUGAAAAACAUCCCCACAGCAUGAUGCUGCCACCACCAUGCUUCACCGUAGGGAUGGUGCCAGGUUUCCUCCAGACGUGACGCUUGGCAUUCAGACCAAAGAGUUCAAUCUUGGUUUCAUCAGACCAGAGAAUCUUGUUUCUCAUGAUCUGAGAGUCCUUUAGGUGCCUUUUGCGGGUUGUCAUGGGCCUUUUACUGAGGAAUGGCUUCCGUCUGGCCACUCUACCAUAAAGACCUGAUUGGUGGAGUGCUGCGGAGAUGGGAGAACCUUCCAGAAGGACAACCAUCUCCACAGAGGAACUCUGGAGCUCUGUCAGUGACUAUCGGGUUCUUGGUCACCUCCCUGACCAAGGCCCUUCUCCCCCAAUUGCUCAGUUUGGCUGGGCGGACAGCUCUAGGAAGAGUCGUGGUGGUUCUAAACUUCUUCCAUUUUAAGAAUGAUGGAUGCCACUGUGUUCUUGGGAACCUUCAAUGCUGCAGACAAUUUUUUUAUUUGGUACCCUUCCCCAGAUCUGUGCCUCGACACAAUCCUGUCUCUGAGCUCUACGGACAAAUCCUUCGAUCUCAUGGCUUGGUUUUUGCUCUGACAUUCACUGUAAACUGUGGGACCUUUAUAUAGACAGGUUUGUGCCUUUUCAAAUCAUGUCCAAUCAAUUGAAUUUAUCACAGGUGGACUCCAAUCAAUUUGUAGAAACAUCAAGGAUGAUCAAUGGAAACAGGAUGCACCUGAGCUCAAUUUCGAGUCUCAUAGCAAAGGGUCUGAAUACUUAUGUAAAUUUGCAUUAUGGGGUAUUGUGUGUAGAUUGAUGAGGGAAUAACAUUUAUUGAAUCCAUUUUAGAAUAAGGCUAUAAUGUAACAAUGUGGAAAAAGUAAAGGGGUCGGAAUACUUUCCGAAUGCACUGUAUGGCUCCAAAUAUUGAGAUGGCUUUAUUCUAAUGCUUACUCUAUAAUAAUGCACCAAAUCAAGACUUGGCACAUUGCGGACAUGUUACACAUGAAACUGGCUAUAUCGAGGCAAACAUUUCAGAUGGUAGCAUACAAAUAGCUAAGUAAAACUCAAUUGAAUUAACAUGACAUUUAUUUUCAAUAUAAUUCAAAUAUAUAGGUCUAUGUAGCCUAUACUGUAUUUAUCUUUUAAUACAAUCAUCUCCGGUUUCAUUAGAAGGGUCUUUAUCCUUUGCCAUGUUAUGCAAACAAAUGGGCAACUUUGUAUUUGUAGUCACUGUCACAUUUUGUUCUGAAGUUAUCGGCGGUCACAGAAAGACCGAUAGACAUCUUGAUUUUGUGUUUAGCGGAGAUCUCCUGUGUAUAAAGUGACAUGGAAGGGCAAAAAAAGCAUCUAACUACGUACUUAGCUCUUCUACGACUGGUCUGAGGCAGUCGUUAAAUAACAAACGUUUUCAAGAGAAACUUCGGUAACGAUGGUUUUGGGAAACAGCUCUGAGAUUUAACGAUUCUCCUAUGACUGUUCUAACGAUUAAUAUAAACAAAAAUAUAAAUGCGACAUGCAACAAUUUUAAGAUUUUAGUGAGUUACAGUUCAUAUAAGGAAAUCGGUCAAUUGAAAUAAAUUCACUAGGCCCUAAUCUAUGGAUUUCACAUGACUGGGAAUACAGAUAUGCAUCUGUUGGUCACAGAUACCUUAAAAAAAAGAUGGGCCUCACAAUGGGCCUCAGGAUCUCGUCACGGUAUCUCUGUGCAUUCAAAUUGCCAUCGAUAAAAUGCAAUUGUGUUCAUUUUCCUUAGCUUAUGCCUGCCCAUACCAUAACCCCACCGCCACCAUAGGGCACUCUGUUCACAACGUUGACAUCAGCAAACCGCUCGCCCACACGACACCAUACACGUGGUCUGCGGUUGUGAGGCCGGUUGGACGUACUGCCAAAUUCUCUAAUAAUACGUUGGAGGCGGCUUAUGGUAGAGAAAUUAACAUUCACUGGCAACAGCUCUGGUGGACAUUCCUGCAGUCAGCAUGCCAAUUGCAUGCUCCCUCAAAACUUGAGGCAUCUGUGGCAUUAUGUUGUGUGACAAAUCUGCACAAUUUAGUGGCCCUUUAUUGCCCCAAUCAUCAUGCUGUUUAAUCAGCUUCUUGCUAUGCCACACCUGUCAGGUGGAUGGAUUAUCUUGGGAAAGGAGAAAUGCUCACUAACAGGGAUGUAAACAAAUUUGUGCACACAAUUUGAGAGAAAUAAGCUUUUUGUGCAUAUGGAACAUUUCUGGGAUCUUCUGCGAUGAAACAUGGGACCAACACUUUACAUGUUGCGUUUUAUAUUUUUCUUCAGUGUAGCUUUUGGGAAACCGGGCCCAGGUAGAGACUGCUUAGCCAGUAAAUCUAGACCUGUCAUUUAGAGGGAGGAGUAUGGUGUGAGUUAAAAUGUAAUGUUGAGGAGAAGACUUACACGUUACACAGGAAAUUACUAACUUUUUAUGCAAAGCUGUCAAUGGAUACAUAUUAUGCUGUUCUAUUUCAAGGUUCAUCAUAGUAAUCUGCUACAAUAAGUAUUUUCCACGGUUGAAGGUCUCUUGUCUUUGUUGAAAGGAUAACAGCGGCUGCUGAAAAAAUAGAGUUGCUGUGGCAACAGGCCUUUUCUAAGGCCCAUCUCCAGGUGCAGGUCUUCCAGCUGCGUGAUGAGGCACAGCAGGUGGGUUAUAAUACAUAACAAUUACUCCAGGGUUGUGUUCAUUGGGGCAUGCAACAGAAAACAUUUUAGUAAAAAUAUUCUUAAGUCCAUGUAGUCCCUCCCUGUUUAAGUCAGUUUUCUUCCAUUUGGUGCCUAAUGAACACGGCCCAACUGUCAUGCCUUGUUGAUUAUUUUGGUUCAUUUACCUCCACUUGCAGAUAACUGAACAGAUUAAAAGCCUUCAAAAAGAUAAGCUCCAGCCUUACAGAAUAGAGAUCGCUAAAGAAGCGAGGAAGGCUGAGAUGUUAACAUCUGAAUUUGAGGCAUCCAUCUAUACACCUGCGAUUGUAAAUAUAGGAUACUCUGAUAUUAACCUCCUAAGAUGGGUGCAUUGAAGUAUUAAAGCUUCUGUAUGGAUCCUGAACAACACAGUGGGGUUGUGUUAACAUGUGUUCUCCCCCUGCUACCAGGCUCUAGUCCGCAGUGCUGAGAAUGUGAUCCAAACAUUAGCUGAGACUCUGCCUCCUGGUGAUGCCCAGACCAGGGAAGAGUGGGUGCAGGAUCUGGACAGACUGAAGGAGAACUUCCACUCUGCUGUAGAGCUUCCGCGGCAGACCCUCGGAGCAGUCGCCGACUACUACCACUACUACAACAAAGUAGGUAUCCUCUUGGACUGACCUUUUAUGACUUCUGAGAGUGUAUGCUAACUUAUACAUGUUUAUAUAAUACUGAAGUGGUGAUGCAAUUGAAAUUGACAACAAAUAGGAAGAUUAUUGAAAUGACAUUACGUUUGACAUUUCUAUCUCCUCGUGACAUGCAUGUGGAUUGUAAUGUGGUUAUACAUUGUCUAUUUAAUCUAAUGUCAUGUACUCAAUUUCUUUCAUCUCAACAGGCCAAUAGCUGGUACCGCAUCGUCCUGUGUGAGACUUUUCUCCAAGACCUUCUGUGGGGUGUGAACUGCGACAGCCUCCCCAAACAGUGCCACCCGCUGGAGAUGCAUGUCCCUGUCCCUGUGUGGAGGCAGGCGGUCUGUGACCUCCUGAGAAAGAAACCCUCCCCAGACAUUGAGGAGCUGGCCCAGCUGGCUCACCUGGCCAAUGUCAUCCCUGAUGCCCAGCUCCAGCAGAUGGGCAAACAGCUGUCACAUGGGUGAGAAACUCCAGCUUGUGUGUCAGAACUUCUGUUGCAUAAUCAUGUUUAAACGCUUUAGGAGGGUAUUAACUAGUUAAAACUUCCAUAGCCAUUUGUCUGCCAACUUGUAAGGCAGUAUUUGCAUUGAAUACGUGUUCACAGCCAAGUUGACCCUGCCACCUUCUCUCCAGGUGCAUGACCCUGCGUAAACUCCUGACCUCUCCAGGAGCAGUACCUAUCAACGACUUCCAGUUGGCACUGCAGUGGCAGUAUGAGUUUCUGAGAGCCCGCCACAGGAAAGGGCCUGGGCCACACACUAACCUGGCUGUGGGCGGAGGAGGCCCCGAGGCCAUUCACAACGGUCCAGACAGGGCAUUAUGUAGUCUCCUUAGAACCUCUGGUUCCAGAUCAGACCACCACACAGACAACUUGCACAGCCAUGGCUCCCUCUCCAACCUCAAGCACCAUCAAGCCCCUCUAGGUACGUCCCCCUCCAGUGCCAUCUCUGGGGCUUUGUCUGCUGUGGGGAAGCCUCCCUCUCUCAGAUCCAUUGACUCUGGCUUUGAUGGAGCAGGAAGCAGAGACUGGGGCAGGGAGGGAGGGAUGGGUAGGGCUGUCCAGGUUACCAGGAACCAGAGACUCCUUCAGGCCAUCACCAGGCAGCCCCAGAUCCACGAGGAGAACAUCUCCAGCGUGUCUGACUCGGAGGACCGCAGGCAGGAGUUUGACUUUGGCUCUGUGGGAAACACCUCCAGGGCCAGCAUUCAGAUUAUCCCUAAAAUAACGGUGGACUCGCUAAAUUUUGUGAUCAAGCUGAAGCGGUCGGCUACCCUGCCCCAGAACCCCUGGCUCAGUCUGCCUGUGGAUGACCUGGAGAACUCUUACACGGUCACCAUCACCCAGAACCCAUCACCACGUCAGCGGGACAUCAAGAGCCCAAACCCCUCCGAGUGCUCCCACCACACCGACCAAUUAUCCAAUUGGUCUCGAGACCAGCCCACACAGACUGAGGUACACACCAGUCCUCAGAGCAGAGGAGCACAGCCCAGGGACAGUAUCCUACAGGCACAGGACAGCUUUAAGGAGUCGGAACUGAGCCCCAUUUGGAAUGCCCUCUCCAGCACCAUCACAUAUGCAAGAGACGGGCCCAACUACACUGCAGAGAGCAUUCCCACUCUUCUCUGGGAUAUGUAUGACUUCCAUAACUCCAAACAGGACACCUGUGAAAGGUAAUGACACAUUUAUGCUCUUGUCUCCUGACAUGGUCCACAUAGCCGCUAAUUGUGCCUAGCACUCAUAUUGUUGCUGUUUAAUGUGUUUGCAGGAUUACAAGCUCCAUGACUGAAGUCUCGUUAAAUGACUGGGACCUAAAGGAACAGGAGGGUCUCAGGAAGGUGGCAGAGAUCCUGGACCAGGCAGCUGUAAUACUGGAGGCAGGUUGACUCAAACGUUCAAUGGAUUGUUUUCAUGCCAAAGCAGUAAAUAGUUCGGAGCUUUAGAUUUGCACAUUACCGAGAUUGGUAAUAGUGACCUAAAUCACAGUUGGCAUAGGCCGAUAGCUUACAUUUGUAAACACUUCUCUAACUUUUUGUGUUUUUGUACAGGCGGAAGAGAAUGUGAUGGCACAGGAGCAGAUGUUGGAUAUUCUUCUGAAGACUGAGAGCACGAGCAAACCGUGGGCAUCAUGGGGCAGUGAGGAGCAGAUAAGUUUGGUAGGUCAUGAUGAUAUACAGUGCCUUCAGAAAGUAUUCACACCCCUUGACUUUUUCCCCCAAAAAAUUGUUACAGCCUGAAUUUAAAAUGGAUUACAUUUUUGUCACUGGCCUACACACAAUACCCCAUAAUAUCAAAGUGGAAUUAUGUUUUUUUUUUUUAUGUUUACAAAUAAUUAAAAAUGAAAUGCCUUGAGUCAAUAAGUAUUCAACCCCUUUGUUAUGGCAAGCCUAAAUAAGUUCAGGAUAAAUAAAAGUGCUUAACAAGUCACAGAAUAAGUUGCAGGGACUCACUCUGUGUGCAAUAAUAGUGUUUAACAUGAUUUCUGAAUGACUUCCUCAUCUCUGUACCCCACAUAUACAAUUAUUUGUAAGGUCCCUCAGUCAAGCAGUGAAUUUAAACCACAAAGACCAGGGAGGUUUUCCAAUACCUCGCAAACAAGGGCACCUAUUGGUAAAAAUUAAAAAAGCAGACAUGAAAUAUCCCUUUGAGCAUGGUGAAGUUAUUAAUUACACUUUGGAUGGUGUAUCAAUACACCCAGUCACUACAAAGAUACAGGCGUCCUUCCUAACGCAGUUGCUGGUGAGGAAGGAAACCGCUUAGGGAUUUCACCAUGAAGUCAAUGGUGACUUUAAAACAGUUACUUUAAUGGCUGUGAUAGGAGAAAACUGAGGAUGGCUCAACAACAUUGUAGUUACUCCACAAUACAAACAUAAUUGACAGAGUGAAAAGGAAGCCUGUACAGAAUGAAAUAUAUUCCAAAACAUGCAUCCUGUUUACAACACCGCACUAAAGUACAGUGGGGAAAAAAAGUAUUUAGUCAGCCACCAAUUGUGCAAGUUCUCCCACUUAAAAAGAUGAGAGGCCUGUAAUUUUCAUCAUAGGUACACGUCAACUAUGACAGACAAAAUGAGAGAAUUUUUUCCAGAAAAUCACAUUGUAGGAUUUUUAAUGAAUUUAUUUGCAAAUUAUGGUGGAAAAUAAGUAUUUGGUCAAUAACAAAAGUUUCUCAAUACUUUGUUAUAUACCCUUUGUUGGCAAUGACACAGGUCAAACGUUUUCUGUAAGUCUUCACAAGGUUUUCACACACUGUUGCUGGUAUUUUGGCCCAUUCCUCCAUGCAGAUCUCCUCUAGAGCAGUGAUGUUUUGGGGCUGUCGCUGGGCAACAUGGACUUUCAACUCCCUAGGCUAGGCCACUCCAGGACCUUGAAAUGCUUCUUACGAAGCCACUCCUUCGUUGCCCGGUCGGUGUGUUUGGGAUCAUUGUCAUGCUGAAAGACCCAGCCACGUUUCAUCUUCAAUGCCCUUGCUGAUGGAAGGAGGUUUUCACUCAAAAUCUCACGAUACAUGGCCCCAUUCAUUCUUUCCUUUACACGGAUCAGUCGUCCUGGUCCCUUUGCAGAAAAACAGCCCCAAAGCAUGAUGUUUCCACCCCCAUGCUUCACAGUAGGUAUGGUGUUCUUUGGAUGCAACUCGGCAUUCUUUGUCCUCCAAACACGGCGAGUUGAGUUUUUACCAAAAAGUUAUAUUUUGGUUUCAUCUGACCAUAUGACAUUCUCCCAAUCCUGUUCUGGAUCAUCCAAAUGCACUCUAGCAAACUUCAGACGGGCCUGGACAUGUACUGGCUUAAGCAGGGGGACACGUCUGGCACUGCAGGAUUUGAGUCCCUGGCGGCGUAGUGUGUUACUGAUGGUAGGCUUUGUUACUUUGGUCCCAGCUCUCUGCAGGUCAUUCACUAGGUCCCCCUGUGUGGUUCUGGGAUUUUUGCUCACUGUUCUUGUGAUCAUUUUGACCCCACGGGGUGAGAUCUUGCGUGGAGCCCCAGAUCGAGGGAGAUUAUCAGUGGUCUUGUAUGUCUUCCAUUUCCUAAUAAUUGCUCCCACAGUUGAUUUCUUCAAACCAAGCUGCUUACCUAUUGCAGAUUCAGUCUUCCCAGCCUGGUGCAGGUCUACAAUUUUGUUUCUGGUGUCCUUUGACAGCUCUUUGGUCUUGGCCAUAGUGGAGUUUGGAGUGUGACUGUUUGAGGUUGUGGACAGGUGUCUUUUAUACUGAUAACAAGUUCAAACAGGUGCCAUUAAUACAGGUAACAAGUGGAGGACAGAGGAGCCUCUUAAAGAAGAAGUUACAGGUCUGUGAGAGCCAGAAAUCUUGCUUGUUUGUAGGUGACCAAAUACUUAUUUUCCACCAUAAUUUGCAAAUAAAUUAAUAAAAAAUCCUACAAUGUGAAUUUCUGGAUUUUUUCUUCUCAAUUUGUCUGUAAUAGUUGAUGUGUACCUAUGAUGAAAAGUACAGGCCUCUCUCAUCUUUUUAAGUGGGAGAACUUGCACAAUUGGUGGCUGACUAAAUACUUUUUUUCCCCACUGUAUAACUGCAAAAACAUUGUGCCAAAGCAAUUAACAUUUUGUUCUGAAUACAAUGUGUUAUGUUUAUGGCAAAGCCAAUACAACACAUUACGGAGUACCACUCUCCAUAUUUUUACAUUUGCUCUAAGCACAGGCAAAAUUCUAGAGGAAAACCUGGUUGUCUGCUUUCAACCAGACACUGGGAGAUGAAUUCACCCCCCAGCAGGACAAUAACCUAAAACACAAAUCUACACUGGAGUUGCUUACCAAGAAGACAGUGAAUGUUUUGAGUUACAGUUUUGACUUAAAUCUAUGGCAAGACCUGGAAAAAUGGUUGUCUAGCAAUGAUCAACAACCAAUUUGACAGAGCUUGAAGAAUUCUGAAAAUAAUAAUGGGAAAAUGUUGUACAGUCCAGGUGUGGAAAGCUCUUAGAGACUUACCCAGAAAGACUCGCAGCUGCAAUUGCUGCCGAAGUUGGAUCUAAAAUGUAUGACUCAGGGGGUUGACUACUUAUCUAAUCAAGAUAUACUAUAUAUGCAUGUAUGUGUGUGGACACCCCUUCAAAUUAGUGGAUUCGGCUAUUUCAGGCGUAAAUAAUCGAACACACAGUCAUGCAAUCUCUAUAGACAAACAUUGGCAGUAGAAUGGCCUUACUGAAGAGCUCAGUAACUUUCAACGUGGCACCAUUAUAGGAUGCCACCUUUCCAACAAGUCAGUUUGUCAAAUUUCUGCCUUGCUAGAGCUGCUCCGGUCAACUGUAAGGGCUGUUAUUGUGAAGGGGAAACGUAUAGGAGCAACAAUUUUGGAAUGAGAUGUUCGACAAGCAGGUGUCCACAUACUUUUGGUCAUAUUAGUGUUUUAUUUUUCAUACGUAGAUUUUUUUAUUUUUACAAAUGUUCGAAUUUUUCUUCCACUUUGACAUUAGAGUAUUUUGUGUAGAUAAUUGACAAAAAUUACAAUUAAAUCAAUUUUAAUCCCACUUUAUAACACAACAAAAUGUGGAGAAGUCAAGAGGUGUGACUACUUACUGAAGGCACUGUAAAUGUGUUCCUGUAGGUCAGAUUUGGAUCAUGGAACCACUUAAGCUGAUGAACUACAAAGUAGACCACUGUCUGUACAUUACAAAUGAGAUUCCAUAAAUUAGAUUUUGGGGUUUUCCUGCAAUUACAAAAUGCACUGGUCAACAAACGACCAUUUGUACUAUUUUCGUGGAGACUCCCUGCACAUUUGUCAGAAAGUAUUGUUUUUACAAGAUUGAACAUGUAUUUUACUUAAUACAAGACAAUUGUUUAUUUUGUUUAGUGGCAUUUAAAUUGUAAUAGAUAACCAGCUGAUGGGGAAUCUCCACUAUUAUUUUAGUUGUUAAAUCAAUAACAAUGUUAUUCUGUUUUCCAGAUGUCCUCCAGUGAUUUAAAAGCGGCGGGUGUCCUGGGUCUUGACUCUGCCGACACUGACAACCAUAGUGAAUGCAGGUCAUCAGAGGCCUCAGAAUGCAGCAUGAGCCACAAUGGAAGGCUGAUGGAGACCGGGCCGACGGGGUUGAGGGCCCCUCAAACCAACAGGGGACAGUUCCUGAAGGAGCUUAAAGGACUGCACGUUCUAGAUGAGCUCAUCAUGGAGGAGAACCUCAAGAUCCACAAGCUCAGACAAGCUGAAGUAGGAGCAAGGAGAGGCAUGUGUUUUCUAUUAGAACUGGAGAGGGAGAAAAGGGAAGUGGAGAGGAUGGAAAAUAACCUAGCUAAAGAGAUGACCAAAGAAUGUCAACUCAAGAAGAGGAUAAGCAGAACCAGGAAAGUAGUGAAAUGCUCUAUAAUGGACAUCUAAAGUGAAUAUCUUGGAAGAUGGUGCUCUCUGUGAUGAGAUUAUAUCAGACUAUAGAAGCCAACAGCUCAACAUAAAGCACUUGCCAACCCUGCCCAAAGACACCAUAAACCUUGAUCCUAAUAAAUCCCUUGUUAUUACUGCAACCUUUUCUGCCAUAUUGCCUGUAUCAGAAGACUUUGAGCAGAUCAGCAGAACAUGGAGCGUUUGACCCGAGUGGUAACCCCCCAGUGCCUAAACCAAGAAAGGCAUCACUUCCUGUGAAUGACAAAGGGCAAGAACUCAAUAUCUCAACGGAAACCAUGUAUUUAACACACUGCCCUGAUAGUGAUUCAGACCCUGACCCUAGACUCGCACCACAAGUCAUGCCAGAGUUCAAUACUCAUCCGAAGCCUAAAGAGCGAAGCCUCAAACCUCCAAACAGAUCUCAUAGUCCAGAUGUGAAUGAGCACAGCAAUAAUAACAACAACAACAACAACAAACCCCUCGCAGCUCCACAGGCAUCCUUAUGCAAUAACCCUUUGGGGUCCCAUGAACAGUCCACGCUAGACAAUUCCUCUGUGGAAUCAACAUUAACACCUGUUGACUCUCUGCCGGUGUUCAGAUAG